AUGAAUGGGGCUGCAUUUGUUGCUAUCAUUGCCACAAUUGGCAAUCUUUUACAGGGUUGGGAUAAUGCUACAAUUGCAGGAGCUGUAGUUUACAUAAAGAAGGAGCUAACUCUGGGAAGUACCAUAGAAGGUCUUGUUGUUGCCAUGUCACUAAUCGGGGCGACCCUUAUCACAACCUGCUCCGGACCCGUAUCCGAUUUGUUUGGUCGAAGGCCCAUGCUAAUACUCUCAUCUUUCUUUUACUUCAUCAGUGGCUUAAUAAUGCUUUGGUCACCAAACGUCUAUGUUCUUCUUCUAGCUAGGCUUAUAGAUGGAUUUGGAGUUGGUUUAGCUGUCACUUUAACCCCCAUUUAUAUUUCCGAAACCGCCCCUUCAGAAAUAAGGGGAUUGUUAAAUACACUCCCUCAGUUCACGGGUUCGGGUGGAAUGUUCUUUGCAUAUUGUAUGGUGUUUGGGUUGUCUUUAAUGGCUUCAACAAGCUGGCGAUUAAUGUUGGGAAAAAUGGGGGAGGCCAAAAAGGUCUUGCAAAGAUUACGUGGCCUUGAAGAUGUUUCAGGCGAAAUGGCGUUGCUGGUGGAAGGUUUAGCGGUUGGAGGUGACACAUCAAUAGAAGAAUACAUGAUUGGUCUGGACAAUGAAGAUACCCAAGAUCAAGAUCCAAUGGCUCAUAAGGAUUCAAUCAAGUUAUAUGGAUCCCAAGCGGGUCUCUCGUGGAUAGCAAAACCAGUCACCGGUCAGAGCACACUCGGUCUGGUUUCUCGGGCAGGAAGUAUGGUGAACUCGAGUAUUCCAUUAAUGGAUCCUCUUGUCACCCUCUUUGGUAGUGUUCAUGAAAAGCAACCCGAAUCAGGAAGUAUGAGAAGCAUGCUGUUUCCAAAUUUUGGUAGCAUGUUCAGCACCACCGCAGGGCCUCAGGUGAAAGACACCGAUCAGUGGGAUGAAGCGAGUUCACAGAAUGAAGGUGAAGGGUACCAAACGGACGGUGGAGAUGACUCCGAUGACAAUCUUCAUAGUCCGUUAAUUUCCCGGCAAACAACCAGCAUGGUGGGUCCACAUGGCGGUAGUAACACCGGAGAGACAACUUCCGGCAUGGGGAUUGGCGGUGGGUGGCAGUUGGCGUGGAAGUGGUCGGAAAGAGAAGGUGAAGAUGGAACAAAAGAAGGUGGGUUUAAGAGAAUAUAUUUGCAUCAAGAAGCGGUAGCUCGUGGUGGGUCCCGCCGUGGGUCGCUUGUUUCGCUUCCCGGAAGCGGCGGUAAUGUUGCGGUUGAAGGAGAGUAUGUGCAAGCUUCGGCUCUAGUCAGCCAGCCUGCUCUUUAUUCAAAGGAGCUCAUGACUCAACCCCCAGUGGGACCCGCAAUGAUUCACCCAUCAGAAAAUGCUUCGAAUACGCCAUUGUGGUCUGCGCUUGUUGACCCGGGGGUUUCACGGGCUUUAUUUGUCGGGGUUGCGAUCCAAAUGCUUCAACAGUUUUCAGGAAUAAAUGGGGUUAUGUACUACACGCCUCAAAUCCUCGAGCAAGCGGGAGUCAGUGUUCUCUUAUCAAGCCUCGGGCUCGGUUCCGAUUCUGCUUCUUUUCUUAUUAGCGCAUUCACAACUCUUCUAAUGCUUCCAUGUAUUGCAAUAGCCAUGAGGUUCAUGGAUAUUGCUGGGAGAAGGACUCUCUUGUUGACCACCAUUCCCAUACUGAUAGCAUCUCUCAUUAUCCUUGUCCUCGGGAACACCAUCAAGAUGGGAUCGGUAAUCCAUGCGGUUAUUUCAACUGUAUGUGUUGUUGUCUACUUUUGCUGCUUUGUGAUGGCAUAUGGGCCAGUCCCUAACAUUUUGUGCUCGGAGAUUUUCCCGACACGAGUUCGUGGAAUCUGCAUUGCUAUAUGUGCGCUAGUCUUCUGGAUAUGUGAUAUUAUUGUGACAUAUUCAUUACCAGUGAUGCUCUCUUCAAUCGGGUUGGCGGGCAUUUUUGGAAUUUACGCCAUCGUGUGUGUCAUUUCAUGGGUGUUUGUGUUUUUAAAGGUUCCGGAAACAAAAGGGAUGCCAUUAGAAGUGAUCACCGAGUUUUUUGCCGUUGGAGCAAGGCAGGCUGCUGCAGCCAAGAGUGAGUGAAAAAAGAAAUGCAAUCUUUGUGUUGAUUAGGGUUUUUGGUUGCACUAUUUCUUGAUUGUAGGGGAUGUAUAUUGUAUUCAAGUUCAAUAGAGUUCGAGGCUCGAUUCAUUAGAAAAUAUGUAGAUUCAGCUUGGUUUGGCUCGGCUCAACUCGUAUCUUGCUAAUCCUGAAAUGAUUAGGAUCAGGAUCGACUUGCAUAAUGAUCAAGUUUGAACUCAUGAGCUCAUGUAGAUUCGAUUACUAUGGACUUGUCGAUUGGCUCGGUUUGUAUGGGAUGCGAAGUUUUAUGAACUAAAUAAUUGUGAAGAAUGUUAUAUUUAAGGAAUAUGCUCUAUCUCGAUAAGAACUUUGUUUGAAACAAGUGGUACAUACAAAUGUAUUGUUUUCUUAAGACACUUGGUUAGAGAUUUCUUUUUGGAGGACACAGUCAUAUAAAAUCAUGGCAGUAUUGUGGGAAAAUGUGAGAGCUUGCUAUUACCUACGGAUAAGUCUGUAUGAUUAAAUUACUUUAAAACAAACAAGC
This is a messenger RNA of Lactuca saligna, 2623 nucleotides long. The record is from the annotation of a GenBank genome assembly. NCBI's taxonomy places the organism in Eukaryota, Viridiplantae, Streptophyta, Magnoliopsida, Asterales, Asteraceae.